This is a messenger RNA of Cornus florida, 3365 nucleotides long. RefSeq names its product probable myosin-binding protein 6. The transcript has 4 exons. The coding region runs from base 422 to 2794 and encodes 790 amino acids. The record is from RefSeq and is a predicted model, not a curated record. NCBI's taxonomy places the organism in Eukaryota, Viridiplantae, Streptophyta, Magnoliopsida, Cornales, Cornaceae.
GCAAACUCAAUAUCCAUCAUUUAAUUUCAGGAUUCUGCAAUCAAAUAUCAUCAGAUCGCAAAAAAGGAAGAAAGCUUCACUUUCUCUCCAAUUCUUAGUGGGUAACUCUCUGUUUCACCAUUCUCUUACACAUCUUUAUUGGGUUUCUUGAUCUUUCUUUUGUGACUUUCUUUUGGGUUUUACGAAAGUGAAAAGGAAAUUGUACAGAUACAUCUUUUUGUCUAAGUUUAGAUUAUUUAUAUUUGUGGGUGUGUGUAUAUUUGUAUAAAUUUUGUUGUGUUUCUUAGGAAAAUAUCAACAGAAACUGUAGGGGCUUUAUUCAAUUGAUUUCCUCUCAUUUUUCUGGGAAACCAAACGGGGUCUUUGUUGUUUUGUUUUUUGGUGGGAUCUUCUGUGAGAAAAAGUGAUUUCAAGGGCUAAGAUGGCAUGCGAGGCUAUGGAAUCAUGGGAAUUCAGUGGGUUAGUGGGUGCCUUUCUUGAUCUUGCUAUCACAUAUUUCUUGCUCUGUGCAUCAACUAUUGCUUACUUUGCCUCGAAAUUUCUGGGAAUCUUUGGACUUGGCUUGCCCUGUCCUUGCAAUGGACUAUUUGGCAACCCUAAUAGUAAUUACUGCUUGCACACACUGUUAUAUGAUUGCCCAAAUGAGAAAAUCUCUUCCCUUCAAUUGUCUGUGAAGACCAAGUUCCCUUUCGAUUCAAUUCGGAGGAAAGACCAUAAUUGCCAAAUGAAUUUGAAGUUGGUUAGGGGAAAAAGCAAUAAUGUUUAUGAGUGCGUUGAAAUGGAGGGUGAGGAAUCGUGUAGCUCGAUUUCGGAUGCCAGAAAGCCCCAGAAUUUGGUUCGGAGGGACUUGAUCCCAAGGAGUGAAUUGGCUCUAGGAUCUAGUGUAAUGAAUUUACCCAAUUUCAAGGACAGAGGGUUUGAUCUUAAGGGUAAGGGGAUCAUGAGUCAGAGGCCAAGGGGAGGUCUGAGGCGCCGUCGGAAAGGUGUUAGCGAUUAUGGGAGAAUUUCAUCUGCUUCGUCAUUUAACUCUUUACGGGCGGAUGUGCAAGGUGUUCCUGGUUCGCCUUCUAGUGUCAAUAGUGAAUUGAAUGAGGCCAUUGAAGGCAGAUCAGUACCUGUCGAUUCUGGUGGUGAUGGUGGUCGCUCUCACUGUAAUGAAGAUACCCGUGGGUUUGAUUUCAAUGAACCCCUGGAUGAAAUUAAAUCCAAAGAGCAGAAUGAUACAACUGUUGAGGAUAUAAAAAGUGAUGCAACAGGGGAGCUGGGGUUUGAUAAUAGUGAAAAAAAUGCAAUUAGAAUCCUAGAACAAGCACUUGGAGAUGGACAUGCUGCUUGUGCUGCGUGUGCUGCUCUUUAUGUUGAGCUUGACAAGGAGAGAAGUGCUGCUGCUUCUGCUGCUGAUGAGGCCAUGGCUAUGAUACUGCGUCUACAAGAGGAGAAGGCAUCUAUAGAAAUGGAAGCUCGGCAAUACCAAAGGAUUCUAGAAGAAAAAUCUGCUUAUGAUGCUGAGGAAAUGAAUAUUCUCAAAGAAAUCCUUGUGAGAAGAGAGAGGGAAAUGCAUUUCUUGGAAAAGGAAGUUGAAUGUUACAGGCAGAUGAUUUUUCUUAGAAAUGAGGAUUUACAAGGUAAUGUGCAAGAUAUGGAAUCCCAGAGACAAGAUUUUGCUUCUGCACUUGAUAUGGGUGAGGAUCCGGUCCUGAUGUUGCACCACCUUAGCGAAUCCAUUGACAAGAAGGAAAUAGUAAAAAGUAGUUCAGACGUAGGGGUCCUAUCUGUCAAUGAGCCAAACUCUGUCCUUGCUGUUGGAAAUGCAUUACCAGUUCCAGUUUUGGAUGAUGGUGCUGACCUUUUGAAGCAAGAGGAUGUAGAAGAACAGUUUUCAAUCACUUCAAGAAGCAGAAAUAUUCUCAACCAGGAGUUUCAGGAGAAGGGGAUGGUCUCAAUGGAUAAUGAUCAAUAUGCACAGCAAGGUGAGGGGUGCAGGUCGGAGACAUUUUCAGAGUCUUACAGGUCAAGUAGUUCCCAAGAAGGUUAUUUGCUUGAGAAAACCAUUCCCCUAGUAGAUGAUGAAGUACGAAAGGAUAAUGUAAAUCUAUCCCAAGGAAUGGCAACCAAGACUAUUGAAACUUGUAAUGAAACUGAGAUAUAUAUUCCGCAGGAUGGCAAAACAAUGGAGCAGCAUGCAAAAGAUACGGAGCCUCGUGUUCAUGAUGUUCAUGUUAUCAAGGAUGAAUCCAACCUGUGUAAGGGAGCCAGUGAAAACCAAAAUGAAUUGCUGUCAGUGAGUGAUACUUCAGAUGUUCAUAGAAAAAGUGAUCUCCCAUCUAGAGUUGCUGAUAUGAAGAAAAUUGGUAUUAAGAGUGAUUGUCAAAGUACUAGCAGGUUGGACACUGAGACAGUCAUUAGCAGAACCAGUUCUGACAUGACUACUGGGCUGCCGCCAAUGGGUAGAUCACGGAGCAAAGCUUCAUUCCUCGAUCUGCGGAGGCCUUCCAUGUCUUCACUUGAUAGUGAAAGGUUGAAAAUUGACAGUGAAGUUGGUUGGCUGAGAGAAAGGUUAAGGAUUGUGCAAGAGGGAAGAGAAAAGCUCAACUUCUCUGUGGAGCAUCGGGAAAGGGAAAAAAUUCAGUUGCAACUUUUGGAGGAUAUAGCACGCCAGCUUCGAGAGAUUCGGCUGCUAACAGAACCGGGAAAGGCUGUGCGUCAGGCUUCUUUGCCCCUGCCAUCCUCAAAGGUUCUUUCAAAGAAAAGGCGCUAUCGAAGUGCAUCUAUAGGAGUUAAUAAAAGCUCUUAAGGUUUCUUGCCGAGUCUUAUCUUGGCGUAAGCCGUGUCAAUUUUCUAGAAGUUUCACUCGGUGCCUGGUUUCUGAAGUCAUCUAGGGGAUCCAGUGAAGGGAAAGCUCACAAUGUUUUCCAUCACUGAAACCUGUAAGAGCUGCUGGCUGAUAAUCAUUUGCCGGAGAUGGUAUGUUCAUGAUACAAGUGAGUAGGAGGUACAGUGGUAACUAGUCUCCCUCUUAAUAGGUCUAGGGAUUCUAAUAUUUUUAUGUUGUAUAACCUUGUAGUUGCCACGUCAGUAGUUGUUGAUAAUAGAUCCCCUCCUAUUCACUUCUCGUUUUGCUUUUCAUUCUGUUAUUUGGAUUAAUCAGUUCAAUAAAGCUAGUAAACAAUGUAAAUUGUAUGUUUUCGAUUUUCUUAUAGGUAGUUAGUGUACUUUUUCUUCAUUUUUCUUUUUUUCAUAACCUGUUGCUAGCACAGGUUUUUGAUGAAUAUUGAUGGCAAGAAUGUAAUGGGUGGAAAAAAAAAACAAAAAAGGAGUUUAUCAUUUAUAUUUCAUUAAUAAUGUGAAAUCAAUAUUAUCAGAAA